This is a messenger RNA of Aspergillus clavatus NRRL 1, 1830 nucleotides long. Its product is annotated as lysine--tRNA ligase KRS1. Gene Ontology annotation, biological process: lysyl-tRNA aminoacylation. NCBI's taxonomy places the organism in Eukaryota, Fungi, Ascomycota, Eurotiomycetes, Eurotiales, Aspergillaceae. The transcript has 2 exons. The coding region runs from base 1 to 1830 and encodes 609 amino acids. Gene Ontology annotation, molecular function: ATP binding; tRNA binding; lysine-tRNA ligase activity. Gene Ontology annotation, cellular component: cytoplasm; cytosol. The record is from RefSeq and is a predicted model, not a curated record.
AUGACGGAUUCCAACCCAGUCAAGGAGGUUGAGGCCUCGAUGGCCAACCUUCUGCUCGAUGAGGUCACUGGCGAGCGAGUCUCCAAGACCGAGCUGAAGAAGCGCCAGAAGCUGCGCGAGAAGGAGGCUAAGAAGAAGGAGAAGGAGGCGAAUGCUCCUCCCAAGCCCGAGAAGAAGGUCUCUGCGGAGGAGGAGGAGGCCAACCUGACCCCCAACCAAUACUUCGAGAUUCGCAGCAAGAGAAUCAACAAGAUGCGCGAGACCAAGCAGCCUGAUCCCUACCCCCACAAGUUCCAGGUCACCGAUGACCUGCGCGAAUUCCUCAAGAACUACGAGGGUCUCGCAAAGGGCGAGCAGAAGCCCGAUGUCACCGUCCGUAUCGCCGGCAGAAUCUACACCAAGCGGUCGUCCGGCUCCAAGCUUUUCUUCUACGAUAUCCGGGCUGAGGGUGUCAAGGUGCAGGUCGUGUGCCAGGCCCAGAACGCCACCGGGGAUGUUCCAUUCGAGGCUCAGCACGAGCAUCUGCGCAGAGGUGAUAUCGUCGGUAUCGUCGGUUUCCCCGGCCGCACCAGCCCCAAGAACCGCGCCGACGGUGAACUGUCCAUCUUCGCUACCGAGGUCGUCCUCCUCGCUCCCUGCCUGCACGCCAUCCCCUCCGAGCACUACGGUUUCCAGGACAAGGAGCAGCGUUUCCGCCAGCGCUACCUCGAUCUGAUCAUGAACGAGCGGUCUCGCAACGUCUUCGUCACCCGCUCCAAGAUCGUCAGCUACGUGCGCAACUACUUCGACAGCCGCGACUUCAUCGAGGUCGAAACCCCCAUGAUGAACGCCAUUGCUGGUGGUGCGACCGCUAAGCCCUUUGUCACUCACCACAACGACCUUGACAUGAACCUGUUCAUGCGUGUGGCUCCCGAGUUGUACCUGAAGAUGCUGAUCGUCGGUGGUCUGGAGCGUGUGUACGAGCUUGGCCGUCAGUUCCGUAACGAGGGCAUCGAUCUCACCCACAACCCCGAAUUCACCACGUGCGAGUUCUACUGGGCGUACGCCGACGUCUACGAUGUCAUGAACCUGACCGAGGAGCUGAUCUCCGGCCUGGUCAAGCACGUCACCGGUGGCUACGAGACCACCUUCCACACCCAGUCCGGCGAGGUCUACAACGUCAACUGGAAGGCUCCCUGGCGCCGGGUCGAGAUGAUCCCCGCUCUGGAGGAGGCCACGGGCGAGAAGUUCCCGCCCGGCGACCAGCUUCACACCGCCGAGACCGGCGAGUUCCUCAAGCGCAUUCUCAAGAAGACCGGCGUCGAGUGCUCGCCCCCACUCACCAACGCCCGUAUGCUCGACAAGCUCGUCGGCGAGUUCAUCGAGGAGACCUGCGUCAACCCCACCUUCAUCACUGGCCACCCACAGAUGAUGUCGCCGCUGGCCAAGUACCACCGCCAGCACUCCGGCCUCUGCGAGCGGUUCGAGGCCUUCGUCUGCAAGAAGGAGAUUGUUAACGCCUACACCGAGUUGAACGAUCCCUUCGACCAGCGCCUCCGCUUUGAGGAGCAGGCCAGACAGAAGGACCAGGGUGACGACGAGGCGCAGCUCAUCGACGAGAACUUCUGCACAAGUCUGGAGUACGGUCUGCCCCCCACCGGUGGCUGGGGUAUGGGUAUCGACCGUCUCGUCAUGUUCCUCACGGACAACUACAGCAUCAAGGAGGUCCUUGCCUUCCCCUUCAUGAAGGAGGACAAGACCGCUGCCGAGACCAAGACUGCCGCCGAGGUUGUUGGUGUUGAGCCCAAGCCUGAGGAGGGAAUUCGUAAGUUGUCCAAUUCCGAAUCUUGA